AAAAAAGAUUCCCCCCCCCCACCACACCCCUCCCCACUUUUCAAUUAGACCCUGAUGGGUGGAGUAAUGCAAUCAGGAGUCACUACGGCCCGGUCGGACCCUCCUCGCUCAGUCUGCCCCAGACUCGGCUCAGGCACACACUCCCACACAGGAAGGUGAGGUACCCUGCGUCACCAUGACCGAGCGCUACGACUGCCAUUACUGCAAGGAGUCCUUGUUUGGCAAGAAGUAUGUCCUGCGUGAGGAGAAUCCCUACUGUGUGAAAUGUUACGAGAGCCUGUACUCCAACACCUGUGAGGAGUGCAAGAAGCCCAUAGGCUGCAACACCAGGGAUCUGUCCUACAAGGACCGCCACUGGCAUGAGGAGUGCUUCAAGUGCUUCGGGUGCAAGCGCUCGCUGGUGGACAAGCCCUUCUCCACCAAAGACGAGCAGCUGCUCUGCACCGAGUGCUACUCCAACGAGUAUUCCUCCAAGUGCCACGAGUGCAAGAAGACCAUCAUGCCAGGCUCUAGGAAGAUGGAGCACAAGGGAAACAGUUGGCACGAGACCUGCUUCACCUGCCAGAGGUGCCAGCAGCCCAUUGGCACCAAGAGCUUCAUCCCCAAGGAAAACCACAACUACUGCGUGCCGUGCUAUGAGAAGCAGUUUGCCAUGCAGUGUGUGCACUGCAAGAAGCCCAUCACCACCGGCGGGGUGACCUACCGCGACCAGCCCUGGCACAAGGACUGCUUCCUGUGCACGAGCUGCAAGCAGCAGCUGUCCGGCCAGAGGUUCACCUCUAGAGACGACUUUGCCUAUUGCCUCAACUGCUUCUGCAACCUUUAUGCCAAGAAGUGUGCCUCCUGCACCACCCCCAUCAGUGGUCUCGGAGGCAGCAAGUACAUUUCCUUUGAGGAGCGCCAGUGGCACAACGACUGCUUCAACUGUAAGAAAUGCUCCGUGUCCCUGGUCGGGCGUGGUUUCCUCACGGAACGCGACGACAUCCUGUGCCCAGAGUGCGGCAAAGACAUGUAAUGCAAACUGGCAGAUGAUGGUUACAUGUGACUAGACAACAAAGUUGAAGGAAUGACAAACAUACAAUAAAUACCAUAUAAGCACCGAGUAUAAUGCCCACAACAUAUCUACUACCAAUGUACAUUGUUACAUCCAUAAAAUACACAAACUAACAGUGUUAAGAUCAUUUAAGUAACAGUUCAAUUUGAGUCAUUACUAACACAUUAACUUUUGUCGUGAAAGACAUUUACUUAUGAAACAGCAACAUGAAUUGCCAGACUUUAAGAAAUUAUAGUAUAAAUGCAGACUUUGAUGUGUAGCAAUUACUCUUCUGUGCAUGAAUGAGCUUUGUCAAGUAGUUUAGCUGUAAGACUGGUAGAAUAUUGUUGCAUCCGUGUUCUUUUAGCCAUUGAAACUGUGCAUGAAAUAACAUUUCAGAAUCAUUAAUAUACUGGAAAAGGUAAAAAAAGACAAGCAUUUCAAAAUGAACACGUGUUUAAUGAGAAAUAUUAGAGUCCUGCAAUUUACAUUUAAUACAAUGCUGAAUUUAAAAGUACGUAACUUUCCAAUACCUGCUGCUGACUUACCUGCUGUAAUUAACUUAAUAAAUAAAUAUUAUGCUAGAAACCUCUUUAAACAUCUGUUACAAAUCUGACACAUGAUUUGACAAGGUUUUAAUACUUUGUGAAUCUUAUGUGUUCCUGAAUCAAUAAAAUUGUAUUUACAUGUA
This is a messenger RNA of Betta splendens (Siamese fighting fish), 1724 nucleotides long. RefSeq names its product four and a half LIM domains 2a (gene fhl2a). Gene Ontology annotation, molecular function: transcription coregulator activity. Gene Ontology annotation, cellular component: nucleus; Z disc. NCBI's taxonomy places the organism in Eukaryota, Metazoa, Chordata, Actinopteri, Anabantiformes, Osphronemidae. The coding region runs from base 176 to 1015 and encodes 279 amino acids. The transcript is spliced from 6 exons. The record is from RefSeq and is a predicted model, not a curated record.